ACAUUAAGGUACGAGGGGGGAGGGGGGUCGGAAAUUUGGGAAAAACGUCCUAUUUAAUUUAUGGAUGGCCCCUUAAGGAAAUCAUUUAUUGAUGAUAUCUCAUUAAUUAAAUAUAUUAUAAUGAUAACUAAUGUUGGAAUAAUGUGUAUCCGUAAAAUAAAGCUAUCUAAUUUUAAAGGAAUUUCGUUGUUGAUGUUUUUCCUUUUUACAGUCAGAAAUAAAUAAUUUUCAUGUGAUUAUUCCAUGAAUAAUGUUUUUUUUUUUUUAACACUGAUUUAUUGUAUCGUAAAUACCUACAGUUUGUUUGUUCGUUUGUUUGUGUGUUUGCUUUUUUUUUGUUUUUUGUUUGUUUGUUUUUUUUUUGUUUUUUUAUGAGUAACGCAUCAUCUGCCGUUUUUUAGUGAGUAAAUAAUAUUCAUGCAGUUAGAGUAUAGGAUAGAUAGACAAUCAAUGGGUAUAAGCACCGGUACUUGAUUACGAUCUCCAGGGUUUAAUUUUUCACAAUCAGCAGAUUUUAUAAUCAAUUUAAGUUAAAAUCAUAUCAAAAAUAUGUUUCAGAUCAAGGAGACGAGAAUUUAACCAUAAAAUUCCUGCGCUCCAAUGAGCCGCAGGAAACCGCGGAUCCGGCCCGAAUUCAUACGCCAUUAUCACGCUCACCAGCACCAAAGCCGUUCUCAUCACAGCCGUUCUCACCACAGCGAUUCUCACCCCAGCAGCGGCCAUAGAAGCAGAGGAUCUCCGCCACCCCAUAAAAAAAUGGAGCUUUUUACGAGGAAAUGGCUGAGUAAAAGAGCCAACAACAAGCAACCCGACAACAAGCAGCCUGCUCAGACGAGGCUGGAGGGGAUGCGGACAAAGUUCCGCAUCGAAAGGGAGCCAUCUCCUCCACCUCAUCAAGGAGACGAGAACCUAACAAUACGAUUCCUGCGCUUCAAUUAGCCGCAGGAAACCCCGGCUCCGGCUCCGCCCCGCCCGGAAUUCAGAAAAUCUGGACACCACAGCCACUCUAAUUAUUCACACGGUCACCGAGGCUCUAGUUAUCACGCUCACCACAGCCACUAUAGUUCUCACGCCUCAAGAACCACCACCAGAGGACCACCGCCAGCCCCCCCAAAAAUGGAGCUUUUUACGAAGAAGUACAGAAAAGGAAAUGAGAAGCUGACAAGAGAUAGCCGCCUGUCAAGCCAGCCUGCUCAGACGAGGCUGGAGGGGAUGCGGACAAAGUUCCGCAUCGAAAGGGAGGCAUCUCCACCACCUCGUAAGUUGGAAAAGUUAGGUUUCCUUUCCGAUUUUUAUCUUUGUGUCUUUCUCGUUUAGCUUCUUAUCAAUGUUGGUUUUAUUUUUCCCCUUAAAAAAUACGAUAUUAGGUAUAUGUUCCUUUUAAGAAUGAAAUGCUUUUUCUUUUAAUAAAUGAAGAAGAAAAAAAUGAGAAGGCAAAAAGGAUGCGAUUUUCAAUGAGUGAUUAAUGAACCAUUACAGUAAAACAAAAAUGGGAGAGAGUCAGGGAUUUUCCGAGAAACUUUCACUGCACAUUGAUUGAGGAAUAUGAUUGGUUUGAUUUUCAGUUUUUAUUCUUAUAAUUUUUAAAUUAAGUAGUUAUAGUUAAUUUCAUGACGUAUACUUAGUUUGUGUCGCCCUCAUGCAUACGUUAAAAUGAAAUCCCAUUUUACCCUGAAGACGACACCGGAGGACCCAAUAUAACCUCCAGUUAAUUACAAUCGUACUCUCAGUUUCGACCUCAAGUAUAAUAGUGGCACACGAAAAAUAAAAUGUAUCAAAGCGACAAUAUGCACAUUUUUAUUUCAUGUGGUUAGUAUUUACUAUUUACACGUAUUCAAAAGAGAUACCAAGAUACUCACGUAGAAAAAUUGUUAGAACUAAUGUGCCAAAGUAAAAAAUGCGCAUCGUGAGUUUUCAUACCACACUAGACUUGGUAAA
Bemisia tabaci is the source of this 1938-nucleotide messenger RNA. The record is from RefSeq and is a predicted model, not a curated record. NCBI's taxonomy places the organism in Eukaryota, Metazoa, Arthropoda, Insecta, Hemiptera, Aleyrodidae.